Molecule: messenger RNA, 2365 nt
Organism: Folsomia candida
Lineage: Eukaryota; Metazoa; Arthropoda; Collembola; Entomobryomorpha; Isotomidae
Product: vascular endothelial growth factor receptor 1
Exons: 10
Coding region: 480-2336 (618 amino acids)
Biological process (GO): cell surface receptor protein tyrosine kinase signaling pathway; positive regulation of kinase activity; multicellular organism development
Cellular component (GO): basal plasma membrane; signaling receptor complex
Molecular function (GO): ATP binding; transmembrane receptor protein tyrosine kinase activity
Source: RefSeq, a predicted model, not a curated record
CUCGUGCAGUGGUGGUGGUGAUGGUAGGUCAACUUGGUAAUUUAACUUGGUGUUGACAGAGUGUUAAAUGAUACGAGCAUUUAAUUAUUGUCGCUUUAACUAUUGUAUCAUUGUAUCAUUAUUAUUGUAUCAUUAUAAUGACUAACCGCAAUAUAAGAGAGCAUUUAACUGAAUUUGCAUAUGAAAACUAUGUAUAGUAAUCCACUAUAUACUUGGUAAUAAGUUAGGGAGUGAAUUUUGACAGAAUUUCCUUAACUGGAAUCCUGAAUAUUUCGCUAUUUCUGGAUUUCCACCUUAUUAAAAAUACGUCUAGUUGGAGUUGUUGCGUCAUAAAAAAUAUAUUUUAAAAUUAUAAUGGAGCAAUUCAUUUAAGAAUGAAGAAACUUAUUCAAUUUAAGUAUCGUUAUUGUAUAAAAUUGAACCUGGUUUAUCCACAAAGUUAAAUAAAUCAAUAGAUUAAAUACGUUACAUUCCGUGUAAUGGAAUUCUUAAGGAAUAACCGACUCGAGAUCAAAAUGAUCGUUUCAAGCAGGACGGCAUCUUGCAUUGUGGGAAUUGCAGAUUUGAUAUUCAUUGCCGGUUUCGUCGCCAUCCACACGAUCGAAAUUAUCCAUUGUCGGGAAGUGCCUGCACUUUUGAUCGCAUUCUUAACCAUGGCCGGCCCAAUUAAUCUCAUUCUUGCACUAAUUCUCUUACUCGGGACGAAACAAAAAAAUCUCCAAAAAUGUCAACUCUACACGAUCGCCUGGGUCCUGGCGUGGCUAGCCCUGUUAAUCCUAGAGAUUAUCUUUCUCGCCAAGUAUCUCCCCUUGUCAACCUACUUGGCAAAAAUUUCUCCCUUCAAGUCCCUCUUUUUCGCCCAGAUUGUCGCCUACCCUGUUUUCCUCCUUUACAAACCAGUCUCACUCCUCUUCAUAUACAAAUUCAUCAUGGACAUUAUUCGACAGAGGAGGGAACAUCAGGGGAGGAAAAAUUCCAGCGUUCUGUCAAGAACAAGCUCCUUUCGCGGAUCCGCACCACGUCAUUACAACAAUGGAAAAUCGUCCAACUUCAUGAUGACGCCACAACAAACUCAGCACUCUCAAAGUAAUUUAAAUACGACCACGAUUCCACGUUAUAUGCAUUCUCCAAGCCCAAACCUGGUCCCGUUCGGAUAUGGAACAACUUUGAGGGGGCGGCGAGAAUCCGAAAUUUACGAAAGGGUCCAAGGCGUCGAUGAUCUCCUCCACCAGAUCGAAUUCCCACAAGAGAACCACGUAUCGUCCGAUCAGUUUCAAAUUGGCGAGACUUUGUUAAAAAUGGAGCACGAUUUCUUCGUAAAAAAGGGGACUCUGACAAAAGAGUGGACUUCCAGUGAGAGUGGUUCCUUCGGUCGGCCACGCCACACUUCACCAGACGCCAUGUUACAAAGGGUCACCGUUGCAAUUAAGAUAUUUCGGCAGAAUGUAGACGUCGAGGCGGUAAGGAGGAUGCUGCUCGAGACCAAGAUUCUCACCAUGUUUAUCAAUCAUAACAAUGUCAUCAAGUUAUUGGGAUUUUGUACGGAAAACGUUCACAAAGGAAAAAUGACUCUCAUCCUCGAAUAUUGUGAAAGAGGAACGUUGGAAGAUUUCCUGAAAGAAAAUUACUCCGAAUUUCAAGAUUUAAUUGUAAACGAUAAAUUUUGCCUGAAAAACAAAGCCAUCGUAGAGAAUCUCAACAAUUCUUCAUCUCAGGAAAAUAUUUACGAAAAUAUUAUGGCCUCCAUCAUCUCACCGGGACAACAACCCCCCUCCACUCAGCAGGAAGAGGGAGGCUUAUUCGUCUUCAACUCAAAAACUUUGGUCAAUUGGUCCUUCCAAAUUGCAAACGGGAUGGAAUUCAUUAACGCGAAUGGGGUCAUUCACGGAAAUCUCAUGGCUAAAAACUGCAUCGUGGAUGACCAAAACCGCAUCAAAAUCGGGAACUUUACCUUCGCGACGCAACUCUACCACUUCAAACAGACCCAGAAACCCAUCGACUUUUGUAAAAUCCAACUUCCUUGGAGGUGGAUGGCCAUCGAAUGCAUGAACACGGACCCCCCGAGCGAUUUAGCAUUCACGGAAAAGUCGGACAUGUGGGCGUAUGGGGUCAUCCUCUGGGAACUGUUUAGUGUAGGAUGCGUCCCUUAUGAGGGUUUGGUCACGAGUGAUUUCUUCCCAAAGCUGGUGGCCGGAGAGAGGUUGGAGAAACCACCGUUUGCCACUUCGGAAGUGUAUGCAAUUAUGACAAAGUGUUGGAACCAAGUGGCACAAAAAAGGCCAAAUUUUACCGAUAUUAAGACCAUUUUUGCAGAUAUUUUGCAAAGUUUGACAUAAAUAAAUAUUUACAUGUUGAAAAUUAAAAA